This is a messenger RNA of Synchiropus splendidus (mandarinfish), 2137 nucleotides long. RefSeq names its product DEAD (Asp-Glu-Ala-Asp) box polypeptide 41 (gene ddx41). Lineage: Eukaryota; Metazoa; Chordata; Actinopteri; Syngnathiformes; Callionymidae. The record is from RefSeq and is a predicted model, not a curated record. Gene Ontology annotation, biological process: mRNA splicing, via spliceosome. The coding region runs from base 151 to 1995 and encodes 614 amino acids. Gene Ontology annotation, molecular function: RNA binding; zinc ion binding; RNA helicase activity. Gene Ontology annotation, cellular component: spliceosomal complex. The transcript has 17 exons.
ACCCUGAACGUUUGCCGUACUGCUUGAUGCGCCACAAAUUACGUAAACAUGUGGAUUUCUCUUGAUCGUAAAUGCUGAUUUACCGAACUAUACAACUUCCGCCGCUUUUAACAAGACAGACGGAACGAAUAUACUGAACUAGCUGCAACAAUGGAGACCGAGAAUCGACUCAAGCGGAAAUCGAACGGGGAAAGUAAAGAGUCUGGCUCCGAGGGCUCUGAGGACGAUGACUAUGUUCCCUAUGUCCCUGUUAAAAUCAGGAAGCAGCAAAUGCUUCAAAAGAUGCUGCGCCUUCGAGGUAAAGCUGUGGAUGAGGACCUUAAAGACAGUGGAGAAGAACAGAGAGAUGAAGAGGAGGGUCUUGGUCCACGUUCCAACGUCAGUCUCCUUGACCAGCACCAGCACCUGAAGGAAAAGGCAGAAGCCCGAAAAGAGUCAGCCAAGGAGAAGCAGCUGAAGGAGGAAGAGAAGAUCCUUGAAAGUGUAGCAGAGGGCAGAGCUCUGAUGUCUGUUAAGGAAAUGGCUAAGGGCAUCAUAUAUGAUGAUCCAAUUAAAACAAGUUGGAAGGCGCCACGUUACAUUCUGAAUAUGCCAGACACUAGAAAUGAGCGGGUCAGGAAGAAGUUUCACAUCCUGGUCGAUGGCGAUGGCAUUCCUCCUCCAAUCAAAAGCUUCAGGGAGAUGAAGUUACCACCAGCGGUUUUAAAGGGUUUGAAGAAAAAGGGCAUUGUGCAUCCCACACCAAUUCAGAUUCAAGGAAUACCCACCGUUCUCUCAGGUCGAGACAUGAUUGGCAUUGCCUUCACCGGUUCUGGAAAAACUUUGGUUUUCACUUUACCAAUCAUCAUGUUUGCACUGGAGCAGGAGAAAAGGCUGCCGUUCUAUAAAAGAGAGGGACCGUACGGACUCAUCAUCUGCCCUUCAAGAGAGCUGGCCAGACAGACACACGGCAUCAUUGAGUAUUAUUGUAAACUGCUGGAGGAGGAGGGCGCUCCUCAGCUGAGAACUGCUCUCUGUAUCGGAGGAAUGUCGGUCAAGGAGCAGAUGGAAGUUGUGAAACAUGGAGUUCACAUGAUGGUUGCCACCCCUGGGAGACUCAUGGACCUGCUGCAGAAGAAGAUGGUCAGUCUGGACAUCUGUCGCUACCUGGCGCUGGAUGAAGCCGACAGGAUGAUUGACAUGGGUUUUGAGGAGGACAUUAGGACCAUCUUCUCUUAUUUUAAGGGUCAGAGGCAAACGCUGCUCUUCAGUGCCACUAUGCCAAAGAAGAUCCAGAACUUUGCCAAGAGUGCUCUGGUCAAGCCUAUCACCAUCAACGUGGGCAGGGCUGGCGCUGCCAGUUUAGACGUCAUCCAGGAAGUGGAGUAUGUCAAAGAAGAGGCGAAGAUGGUGUACCUGCUCGAGUGUCUGCAGAAAACUACCCCGCCUGUGCUGAUAUUUGCUGAGAAGAAGGCAGAUGUAGAUGCCAUUCACGAGUAUCUGUUGCUAAAAGGUGUUGAAGCUGUCGCCAUUCACGGAGGGAAAGAUCAGGAAGAGAGAACAAAAGCCAUCGAGGCCUUCAAGGAAGGGAAGAAGGAUGUGUUGGUGGCCACCGACGUGGCCUCCAAGGGUCUGGACUUCCCUGCAAUCCAGCACGUGGUGAAUUACGACAUGCCUGAGGAGAUAGAAAACUAUGUCCACAGAAUUGGAAGAACUGGGCGAUCGGGUAAAACUGGCAUUGCCACCACCUUCAUCAACAAAGGCUGUGAUGAGUCCGUCCUGAUGGAUCUGAAGGCUCUGCUGGUUGAAGCCAAGCAGAAGGUCCCUCCUGUCCUCCAGGUUCUCCAGACAGGAGACGAGACCAUGCUGGACAUCGGAGGCGAGCGAGGGUGCACCUUCUGCGGAGGUCUCGGUCAUCGCAUCACGGACUGUCCCAAACUGGAGGCCAUGCAGACCAAGCAGGUCACCAACAUCGGCAGGAAGGACUACCUGGCUCACAGCUCCAUGGACUUCUAAAGGUUUUUCAUUCCAGAACAAGCGCUGCCCCUCGGGAUCACUGAGAAGCAGCAUCGCUAUGGUGUUACCUGAUCAUGCUGUAGCUCAGAAAUGCUUCGUUCUCAUCUCUUGUUUUUGUACUAUUUGUAAAUAAACCUGCCAU